Vicia faba (fava bean) is the source of this 540-nucleotide messenger RNA. The record is from the annotation of a GenBank genome assembly. Lineage: Eukaryota; Viridiplantae; Streptophyta; Magnoliopsida; Fabales; Fabaceae.
AUGGAGAAUCACAACAUGUGGCCUUUUCAAGCACAUGCCUACACCAGAUCCAACAUAGCGAACAACCACAACCUGAGUCAAGUGGCAGGCGUGGAAAUGACGGCGUCAGAGGAGAUAUCGGUGGUCGCAGUGAUGGCGGUGGCCAGUGACAACAAUGGCCGCGGUAAUGGCGGCGUUAGAGGAAACGACGGUGGUCGUGGAAAUGACAUAGUAGACGAAUCAUCAGUGGUCACAAACAAUGACAAUUAUUUCAAUAUAGUCGACAAUGACCAAGAGGGUUCCUCAUACUCCUUCAAGGUCAAUAUUCCUAAGAUGAAUGCGAAUAACUAUAAGGAAUGGCCCCAAAUUGUUCGCUUGCUAUUGGACAUCAAAGAUAAGCUUGAUUUUUUAACACGAGCAGUAGCUGGACCGAUAGGAGGAGACAUUUUUUACAAACAAUGGAAAUGUGAAAACUCCUUGAUUGUUGCGUGGUUGGUAAGCUCUAUAGAAAUGGAAAUAGGUAAGUCUUACAUGUUUUUUCAUUCUGCCAAGGAUGUAUGA